AUGGCUGCUUCCCUUAACACCUUCGCUGCUGCGGUUAUCAUAUUAAGUCUUAUCGGAGGAGGAUUUUGUGAUUCGUGUCGAAAAAUAGGAUCUUGUGAUUGUGGAAUUCAUAAUAUAAAGAUUUCGCAGAGGCCUACGGGGUUUAAAGUUCAUGGACAAACUGAGUACGAGGUGACAAUAACCAAUGACUGUAAAUGUCCUCAGUCAGAAGUUCUGAUUCAUUGUCCUGGGUUCAAAAGCACUGAAUCUCUAGGCCGUGGCAUCUUCGAUAAAGGCGUAAUCGGAUACGGUCGUGAAUUAUCUCUUAAUCUUUGUUACCUUAAUAGUGGUGAACCACUUUUCCACAAUGACAAAAUCAAGUUCAAGUAUGCAUCCGAUCCUCCCUGCGCUCUAACUCCCUUCAACUCUGAUGUUAUGUGUUAA
Molecule: messenger RNA, 423 nt
Organism: Papaver somniferum (opium poppy)
Lineage: Eukaryota; Viridiplantae; Streptophyta; Magnoliopsida; Ranunculales; Papaveraceae
Exons: 2
Coding region: 1-423 (140 amino acids)
Biological process (GO): cell fate determination
Source: RefSeq, a predicted model, not a curated record